GUUUCACAGGCGUGCGGUAGUGCAGAGGUUUCUCCACUGAAGAGAGGUUCUGUCAGAGUGAAUUCUCUGGUGUUGCUACUGCUGGAGUAAAUGCAUCACCGGGGAUACACUGCAGUUAACACUGCAUUGGAGAAUACAGUGGUGGUUUAUACUGAGGUUUGGAUGGCAGUGGUGCUCCCAAAGCAUCACCUUUCAACUGCAACAACCAAAGUCACAUAACUGCAACAACCAGACCCUGUUUCUGAGGACCUUCACCUGGAGAGACAGACAGACAGACAGACAGACAGACAGACAGACAGACAGACAGACAGACAGACAGACAGACAGACAGACAGACAGACAGACAGACAGACAGACAGACAGACAGACAGACAGACAGACAGACAGACAGACAGACAGACAGACAGUUGAGGAGUUGGACAAAUCCUCCAUAAUUUAAAAGUUUUUCCUCUGAGAAGUAAAGAAUAGCUAGCAUUUCAGAGAAAGAGGAUAAACGUCAUAGGCAGGAGAGAGGAUCCUUAAACAGAGCAUCUAAACUGGAAUUGACGGGGGGAGAGUGGAAGGGUACUACAGGAUGCUUCUGGCCUUCAGACCAAGACAUCCCGAAAAUGGGUCUUCUCAUGAAAACGUCUGUAGCAUCCAGAUAUGACCCCACAAUCGAAAGGCAGCAUGAACCGUCCAGGGGUGGUCCCUGCCUUCUUCAGGACCCCCACAGUGAUCCCACCCCCCCUGGACAUGAAACAGUUCCUGCAGUUCCCAAUGGACACAGCUCCACCACAACACAGCAUGGGCCUCUUCCACAACUUCAACACCAACAGUUACUCAACAAUGGACCCGGUACAGAAGGCAGUGAUGAACCACACCUUUGGCCCCCCCAUGAUGAAGACCAAACGACCCAUCAUCUCCUGCAAUGUCUGCCAGAUCCGCUUCAACUCAGAAAGUCAGGCAGAGGCCCACUAUAAGGGGAACCGCCAUGCUCGGAGGGUAAAAGGCAUUGAGACCUCCAAGACUCGCCCCCAGGAGGGUGACAAGCUGGCCACUCUCCCCACAGCCGCCCCCUCUCCACCAGGCCCCCCACCAUCCAGCCCAGGCCCUAACCCUAGCAAACAGGAUGACGUCCAGUCCCGCCCACAUUCAAACGGCUCAGACAUGACACCCAGCCCCAUCCCCAUGUCGGUCCAAGACACCUCCCUGCUCCCUGUGUGUCCAUCCAUGCCCCCUUUGAGUACACCUAUGCCCACCACCUCCACCUCCAUCCCCUCCUCGGCCCUUUGUGCCCCCCAGGUGGACACCCCCAUGGCGGGCCCCCCUGACACCCUGACCCCAGCCCCCAGCCUCUUUUCAGGGGAGUCUGAGGAGGACAAGGCCAAGAAGCUGCUCUACUGCUCACUGUGCAAAGUGGCCGUCAACUCCCUCUCUCAGCUAGAGGCGCACAACAAAGGUACCAAACACAAAACCAUCCUGGAGGCAUGGAGUGGGCUGGGCCCCAUAAAAACGUACCCUCGGCUGGGCCCUAACCUGAGCCCAGACCAGGCAGGGGGGCUGCCCUCGGACCACAACACUCAGGAACGCACCUUCCACUGUGAGAUCUGCAACGUGAGAGUGAACUCUGAGCUGCAGCUCAAACAGCAUAUAUCCAGUCGAAGGCAUCGGGAUGGAGUCGCAGGGAAGCCCAAUCCCCUCCUUAGCCGGCAUAAGAAUCGCACAGACUUUGUGUCAUCCUUGACCUUCUCAAAGGAACUUCCAAAAACGCUGGGCCAUGGACUGUUUCCUAACCCCCUGGCUGUUGCCGCGGCGAUGGCAGCCGCUGCCUCCUCCAAUCAGCUGGCUCAGCUGCGUGCCCCUGGUGCCAUUUCUCACACUCAGAACUACCAUCCCCACCACCACCUCUUACAUGGCACACUACAAGGCACGCACCUCAGCCUCCUAAGGCCCGCCCCUGGGCCUAUGCGCACCACCCAUGGGCCAAUCCUCUUCUCCCCUUAUUGACGGUGAUGGGAUGGGGCACUAUCAGGAAGGAGCACACUGUGAAGUAAAACAGGGAAAACCAUUGAUAGAUAAUAAACAGAUGUUAAAACUUAAAUAUUUGAAAUAGGAAAGACUAUGCCUUUUCCUCUCUACCCUUCUACCCUUUUUUGUUUAAUAAAUUCCAAAGCAAAGGAUGGACAUCUUGCAGACAUUUUAAAGAGGAAGGAUGCAUGACAGACUAAGAUGGACUUUCUGUCAAUGCUUUCCCUCCGUUAACCCUCCUCUAACCUUCCGUUAAAAAUAUUUGUACAGGUCAAACAUGUAUCCUGGCUGAGGGUGACUCAGUAGACUGAGUGUUCUAUUUCCUCCACAUCUCUGCAUUUCUGGUUCAGUGAACUCCCACCCAAAGCCAUCUGCAAUAUACGUUGCAUACUGCAAAACCCUGUUGGGGUGUUCAAUAAUCCAAGUGCAGUAUCUACAGGUGUAGGAUCUCAAUUUAAUCAACCUGUUGCAGAAAAUUUGUAGUGUAUUUGAGUCCUAAAAAGGCCUAUGGGGUUUGUAAUUUCCACUGAAAUUUCAGACUUGACUUUCCCUUAUUCAAAUGGAUCAACCCCCACAAAAAUGUCCAUUAAUUAUAAUCCACAUAAUAAUUCACAUUUCCUGUUGUUGCAGGAUUAUUUCCUGCUGUAGCAAACUGGAUAAAAUGAAGAUCCUACAUCUGUACCCCACUCUGUAGUUCCAGGUUCUAGAUUAGGUGCCUGCUCUGCAGAUCCAGGCACAAGGUACAUUGUACUGUAUGUUUCCAGGUUCUAGAUAUAUGUUCUAGUGUUGUGUUGAGGAUAAUAGAUGUUAGUCUAUAUAUCCUCUGUUGUCAGAUCAGGUGAGAGAGAGAGAGAAGUGAAGGAAGCAAGGAAGGAAUAGAGAAACCCCACUGUAACUCAAGGCAGAAAUGUGUACUGAAUUCACCAAGGUAGAGCUAAAUAUUUUUAAGAAAUCUGAAUAAGAUAUUUUAAGAAAUGUGAAUGAAUGCAAUGAAAAAUGAUAGACUUGUGAUAAACCAUUUAUUUAACUGUUGUUUUCUUAGCAUACCUCCUCUUUCAGUCUUAUUGUCUGUAAGAAGUCAGAGAGAAAGGGAGAGUGGGACAUGUUACGGACUGGAACUGUUACGAGAAGUCAAUUGGUUCUAUACAGUUAACAACAGGGUCCCUCUGAUAUCUGAUGGCACCAGCCUCUUCUAGUGAGAACACAAGGGAGGUGGGUUUUCCCUUCCAGGAGUGAUUGCUGACCUGUGAUCCUAUACCCAGAUGGUAGCAUGUUGAGUGUGGUGUGAGUGAGAAACACUGUGAUGGAUGUUUGAAGUGAAGUAGGACACGUUUGUUACAGUUCACAAAGGGGAAAUUCAUAUGAACCUGUAUUUUCUCUCACAUGCUCAUCACAAGCAGCGAUGUGAGUGAUAGUAGUAUAAUAUGAGAUAUCAAGCCAAAAUUUCCUCCAGAGUAAUGAAAUGAAUCAUAUAUUUCCACUUUAAGAGGAGACCGUUGUCCUAUUCUGCCUCAUGUACACUACCGGUCAAACGUUGUAGAACACCAACUAAUUUAAGAGAUUUUCUUUAUUUUUACUAUUUUCUACAUUGUAGAAUAAUAGUGAAGAAUUCAAAACUAUGAACUAACACAUAUGGAAUCAUGUGGUAACCAAAAGUGUUAAACAAUUCUGAGAUUCUUCAAAUUGCCACCCUUUGCCUUGAUGACAGAUUUGCACACUCUUGGCAUUCUUGGCAGAUUUGCACACUCUCGGGGCGGCAGGUAGCCUAGUGGUUAGACCAUUGGGCCUAUAACUAAAAGGUUGCUAGAUCAAAUCCCUGAGCUGACUUGGUAACAAUCUGUUGUUCUGCCUCUGAACAAGGCAGUUAACCCACUAUUCCUUGGCCAUCAUUAUAAAUGAGAAUUUGUUCUUAACUGGCUUGUCAAGCUAAAUAAAAAAUGUAAUCCUCUCAAUCAGCUUUUCCAACAGUCUUGAAGGAGUUCCCACAUAUGCUGAGCACAUGUUGGCUGCUUUUCCUUCACUCUGUGGUGCGACUCAUCCCAAACCAUCUCAAUUUGGUUGAGGUCGGGGGAUUGUGGAGGCCAGAUCAUCUGAUGCAGCACUCUAUCACUCUCCUUCUUGGUCAAAGAGCCCUUACACAGCCUGAAGGUGUGUUGGGUCAGUGUCCUGUUGAAAACAAAUGAUAGUCCCACUAAGUCCAAACAAGAUGGGAUGGCGUAUCACUGCAGAAUAUUGUGGUAGCCAUGCUGGUUAAGUGUGCCUUGAAUUCUAAAUAAAUCACAGACAGUGUCACCAGCAAAGCACCCACACACCAUCACACCUCCUCCUCCAUGCUUUACGGUGGGAACCACACAUGCAGAGAUAAUCCGUUCACCCACACAAAGACUCACAAAGACACAGCAGUUGGAACCAAAAAUCUCAAAUGUCCACUGCUAGUGUUUGUUGGCCCAAGAAAGUCUCUUCUUCUUAUGGUGUCCUUUAGUAGUUGUUUCUUUGCUGCAAUUCGACCAUGAAGGCCUGAUUCACACAAUCUCCUCUGAUCAAUUUAUGUUGAGAUGUGUCUGUUUCUUGAACUCUGUCAAGCAUUUAUUUGGGCUGCAAUUUCUGAGGCUGAUAACUCUAAUGAACUUAUGCUCUGCAGCAGAGAUAACUCUGGGUCUUCCAUUCCUGUGGAUGUCUUCGUGAGAGCUAGUUUCAUCAUAGUGCAUAAUGGUUUUUGCAACUGCACUUGAAGAAACUUUCAAAGUUCUUGAAAUGUUCCGUAUUGUCUUAAAAUAAUGAUGGACUGUCGUUUCUCUUUGUUUAUUUUAGCUGUUCUUGCCAUAAUAUGAACUUGGUCUUUUACCAAAUAGGUAUAUCUUCUGUAUACCACUCCUACCUUGUCACAACACAACUGAUUGGCUCAAACGCAUUUAGAAGGAAUGAAAUUCCACAAGUUAACUUUUAACAAGGCACACCUGUUAAUUGAAAUGCAUUCCACCUCACGAUGCUGGUUGAGAGAAUGCCAAGAGUGUGCAAAGCUGUCAUCAAGGCAAAGGGUGGCUAUUUAAAGAACCUCACAUGUAAACAAAUCAAAAUAUAUUUGAACACUUUUUUGGUUACUACAUGAUUCCAUAUGUGUUAUUUCAUAGUUUUGAUGUCUUCACUAUUAUUCUACAAUGUAGAAAAUAGUUUAAAAAAUAAAGAAAACCCCUUGAAAGAGUAGGUGUUCUAAAACUUUUGACCGGUAGUGUAUUCAUACUCAAACUCACACUAACCCAUACAGAUGGAGCCGGUUGCUCCUGUAAGCCACCAAACAAUUAUUUUCUCAUACAGUAUUAGAAGGGUAAAGGACUGAGAAAUUGUAGCAAUACUUACAGCACUCCUGCUAACGAUUCUUGUUCAUUGCAAUAAAUAAAUAAAUUAUGUGUACAAAUAUAUUAAAUGUUAUUUCGGAGAUAAUAUUGAAUCAUUAUAGACUGUUUUAGCGAUGUUGGCAAAAGAGCUUCCUUAUUGUUGAAUAAACAAACUGAAGAUGAAUAAA
This is a messenger RNA of Oncorhynchus keta (chum salmon), 5533 nucleotides long. RefSeq names its product zinc finger protein 385A-like. Gene Ontology annotation, cellular component: nucleus. Lineage: Eukaryota; Metazoa; Chordata; Actinopteri; Salmoniformes; Salmonidae. The transcript has 9 exons. The coding region runs from base 646 to 1989 and encodes 447 amino acids. Gene Ontology annotation, molecular function: zinc ion binding; nucleic acid binding. The record is from RefSeq and is a predicted model, not a curated record.